AUGAUUCAACUGAUAUGCCAUUCCUCUGGUGAUGAUUGGAAAAAGUUGAAGAAAAAGUUGAUUGCUUUAACAUUAUUGCAUAGUCUUAGAGUAAAAAAUAUAGUGCCACUACCGGUGCCAUUACCACUACCGGUGAUCAUCAGAAAGGUGUCGACACCCAUUAUAUUGCCGGCCAAAAGGGUACCAUUUUUGGUGCCCAAACCGGUGCCUUACUAUCAGAUAAUACCUAAUUUUGUUCCGUUAGGAUCUAAUGACAAAGGAUCUUAUAUUAAAUCCGAGUCUAACAUCAACUCACAGAAAACAAUUAUGGGAACCGAUGGCCAGGAUUUGUGGCCCGAGUCGAGUACUAACGAGGAAUAUAUGGAUCCGGAUUACGAACUAAUAAGCAAAGAGUUGAUGACAUUGAUGAUAAACCAGGAGAAGCACCGGCACCUAUUGCCACAUCAAUCGCAUGAUUAUCAUAUAAUACAACAGUCUUUAGCAAACAUCAACAAUAAUAACAACAACAAUAAAUACUCAUUGAAUAACAUUAAAGAUUUUAUAAAAGAAAAAUCUGGUUUAAAUUCAUUACCAUUGAAUGACUACCGGGAGUACAAGCCAUGGAAAGGGAGAUUCAAUUAUAAGAAACAACCAUUAGUUGGUGUUAUGGAAGAUAUGCAUGAAUUGAACGCUUUUUAUAAUACAUUGAAUGCAUUGGACAAUGAGGACGACCUACUGAUGCUAUCUUCUCAGCCAAAAACUAAACCACAGGAACAGAGUUUAUCAAUGAAAAUAUUGCCAUCGCUUAACAACUUUAAUAUAAAUAACCGUAAUGUCAGUCAAAAUAGACAUUUUUUGAACAGUUUGCCAAUAAUGAUGCCGACCAAUGAACCACUGGUACCGGUGGCUAUACCCGUACCGUUCACACCCAAAGUUACUCCAAAACCACAUAAUAAUAGUAACCACUUGAGUAGUAAUCCAGGAGAUGAUAAUGUUUUAGUAAAACGUGUAAAAGUAGGUGAAAUACGACUGAAACCCAAACAAAUAAGAUCACUAUUACCUCCCACUCCCAGAUAA
This is a messenger RNA of Oppia nitens, 1056 nucleotides long. RefSeq lists its product as uncharacterized. The transcript has 4 exons. The record is from RefSeq and is a predicted model, not a curated record. Bases 1 to 1056 code for a protein of 351 amino acids. NCBI's taxonomy places the organism in Eukaryota, Metazoa, Arthropoda, Arachnida, Sarcoptiformes, Oppiidae.